Molecule: messenger RNA, 2472 nt
Organism: Archocentrus centrarchus (flier cichlid)
Lineage: Eukaryota; Metazoa; Chordata; Actinopteri; Cichliformes; Cichlidae
Gene: scg3
Product: secretogranin III
Exons: 12
Coding region: 316-1743 (475 amino acids)
Biological process (GO): protein localization to secretory granule
Cellular component (GO): secretory granule membrane
Source: RefSeq, a predicted model, not a curated record
ACUGCCGUGGCAGGUGAUGCAGUAGCUCACACGGGGCUUGGAGAGCCUCCCUGCUUAUCUGUUAUAAUUAUAGAGACGUGACCUGGUUUCAGCACCGCGGCUCGUCAACAGCUCCAGUGGAGAUUUGACCAGCCCCACCCCGCCCGGUACGUCUGAGAGAGCGAGUUCCAUAGGGCGCAGCCUCCGCGGCAGUUUCAGCACCAGCGGCCGGCCGGAGCGGAGCGGAGCUGUCCACACAUUCAGCACUUUUGUUGUGGAGGAGGAAACCGGACCGCAGGCAGCAGGACAGUGAGGAGUCAGACAAGUUAUUUCAGGAUGGCGUCAAAAUACGUUGGCCUUUUCGUCCUUUUCCAGCUCCUUGCCCUGAAUGUAGUGAGCCAGAUAACUGCCUUCCCCACACCUACAGCCUCAGUGGAUGAUAAAACUGUGUACAAUAGACAGCUGACAGAAGAAAGACCUCUACAAGAGCAGAUUGCCGAGGCAGACAGCGUGAAGGCUGCAGUACAGUCAGCUGAGUCAGAACAGAACCGUGAUGACUUCACCAUGCUCAAGUCAUUGGCUGACGGCCAGAAAUCUAAGGAGACCACCGAGGUGCCUGUCAAGAAGAGGGACGAUCAGUACGUUCCCGACGAAUCGGAUUCCACCAAGAGCCGACGUCUUGCUGAGGACUACGACUCCACAAAGAACGGGAUGGACUACGGCAAGUACCAGGAUGACCCAGAAAGCUUCCGCCAAAUUGACGGCACUCCGCUGACGGCAGACGCCAUUGUUCAGAAGAUUGCCAAUAAGAUCUACGAGGAAGACGACAGAGGAGUGUUCGACAGGAUCGUCUCCAAACUGCUCAAACUGGGGCUGAUCACAGAAAAUCAGGCAGAUACUCUGGAGUACAAGGUGGCAGAGGCUCUCCAGGAUCUCAUCACCAAAAACGCUAAGAACAACGAGAUUGAAGACGCUGACCAAGAAACCAGGGGUGCGCAAGACAAUGAGGAUUCUGACACAAACACGGACACAUGGGAGCCACCCAGGAGACGCUACGAUGAAGACGAAGAGGACGAGGAUGCCGAUGAGAUUGAGGAAGAGGUGGACAGAGAUGUAGAAGAAGAGGGGGACAACACAUGGGACAGAGACGCUGACGACGGCAAUGAGGUGAGCCCCGAGGACGGGCUCCAGGACCUGCAGUACUUCCCAAACUUCUACCGUCUACUUAAAAGUCUCAACUCAGAACAAGACACCCAGGAACGAGAGACACUGAUCACGAUCAUGAAGACUCUGAUUGAUUUUGUCAAAAUGAUGGUGAAGUACGGCACCAUCACGCCAGAGGAGGGUGUGUCCUAUCUGGAGAACCUGGACGCUAUGAUCGCCAUGCAGACCAAGAACAAGCUGGGACAGUCGCUAAUGCCGCCUGAAUUUCCCGGACCGAACGGGAAAAACCUGGAUGAGGACGACAACACCAAAGCUGAAGCUGCCAAGAUGCAGAAGGAAUAUGAGAACCUGAAAGAUUCGACCAAGGAAGAGCAGCCGUCAACCGAGACCAGUCAGCCUGGCAAGUCCGAGACUUAUCUGGAGGCCAUCAGGAAGAACAUCGAGUGGCUGAAGAAACACAACAAAGAAGAAGGCAAAGACGAUUAUGACCUGUCCAAGCUGAAGGAUUUCAUGGACCAGCAGGUUGACUCGUAUAUCGAGAAGGGCAUCAUCGCCAAAGACGAAGGUGACACCAUCAAGAGGAUCUACAGCAGUCUGUAGCACUGUCAUCCAUCCUGUAACCAACCUGGCCUAAAAAAAAAAAAAAAUGUUAAAAAAAAAAACAGAACUCAAUCUGAUAUAAAUAUCUCCCACAAAAUCCCAGACUACAUCUUAUUAUUGCAGAAAGCAUGGUAUAUAUGUUGUAUUCAAAACUACCUGCUUAGGGGAACUCCCAGAGAUUCCCAAGUGUAUUAAGAGAUGGGAAUUCAUAAUGCUGUCAACAAUGCUGUCAAAAAUUAGUUCCUUAAAUUAUUCCUUACAGCUACUUAACUGAUAUGUUUGCACGCGGAGACGAGAGUAAUACCCACUAGAACUAAAAGGAAAAUCACACUUAACAGAUUUUAUGUAACAAACUCACUACACAUAGUGCUAGCUUUUACUCCAACCUGACUCCAGUGGGAGAUGAAUGUUAUGGGUAUAAUGCUGUAGUUUUGCCAUGUUUUCAAUACAAUUUUGCAGCGAAACAUACAUAUAUCAAAUUAUUCUCAAUGUAUGUAACCUGUUAGCCUACAUUUCUUUUUUUUUCCCCAGUGUAUGUGUAAGAGCCUAAUGUAUUCUUGCUUUUUACUUUACCAAAAAUAUAUUUGUUGUGUAUGUCAGUGCCCUAUGUACGCCUGUUCUGUUGUAAUUCCUCUGGAGCCCAAUAGGGGGCGAUGUCUGACUCAUGAAUUCUCUCUGCACGUCUUUCAGUUCAACGUUUCUAUCUCUGUAGAGGCAAAAAAAAAAAAA